Onychostruthus taczanowskii (white-rumped snowfinch) is the source of this 3799-nucleotide messenger RNA. RefSeq names its product Fas apoptotic inhibitory molecule (gene FAIM). NCBI's taxonomy places the organism in Eukaryota, Metazoa, Chordata, Aves, Passeriformes, Passeridae. The record is from RefSeq and is a predicted model, not a curated record. Bases 1480 to 2088 code for a protein of 202 amino acids. Gene Ontology annotation, biological process: negative regulation of extrinsic apoptotic signaling pathway via death domain receptors; canonical NF-kappaB signal transduction; positive regulation of neurogenesis. The transcript has 5 exons.
CGGCGGGAGCGGCUGCGGCGGGGCGCGGGGCUAAUAAAAACAAAAAAUAAAGACGGUAAAAAAUGGAAAAAAGCUCGUUGCUGGCGGUAACGGUGGGGGUAGAUCUGCCGUCCUCGGAGCGCAUGCAUUUCUCGGUAUGCCACCCCGCGAUGAGCGCUGCCGGGAUUAGGUGGAUGGUCUGGGAGCCGUAAUCCCAGCCUAGCUUUCAGAACGAGCCCUUCCGAGUAAAGGGGUAAAUAGCGCCUGGGGCUGCUGAGUUGGUCAGUGUCAGAGGCGGUGGAGCAGCGGUGCUGUGUCCCUGUUCGGAGCAGGGGCCGCUCCCGCUGCAGCAGCGCACGCCUUUCCCCCGGGAUGCGGUGGGAUCGGCCGGCCUUCAGCAAACACCCCUGGCCUGGAGUCUGCCUUCGGGCUUGGUGUCAAAUAAACGUGCAUCGCUUCAUCGCCAUGAUUUGAGGGGAAAGAAAUUAAAAAAGGAAUUUGUGUGUUCUGGGAUGCUUCCUAACCCUUCCAGCAUUGAUCCUAAAUGAUGCCUACAAGCCACGCCGCAGGACUGCGGCCUGCCCGCGGUGGUGAAGGCUCUGGGCUCUCCGGGACUCCUCUUGCGGCAUCCCCUGCGAGCCCCAGGCCGCCCCUUGUGCUGAUCCCUGCCCGGGACACGGGGUCUGUGCCGAGCCUGCUCCUUGGAGCAGAGCCGGGAAAUAUUCCCGGCCUCCUCCCCCCGUGUGCCGGGGAUGCCGCCUCCGCAGGAGCCAGACACUUCAGGAGAGCCAAAACAACUCCUCGGCAUUUAUUAGCACGUGUUUGUUUAUUGAUCGGUACUGACGUGACAGAUCAUGAUGAAAUUAAUGAGUGAAAAUAAUACAUUAAAAACCAGUGGUUGUAAAACACCAUCGUGGUCUAAAAUCCUCUUAAGUAAGAAAUUAGUUCCUUGUGGCUCACAUAUGUUUUGUGACUGAAUUGCCAGGUCAAAUUUUUUAAUGUGCUUGUUGAAAGCCGCUACAGUGCUUUAGAAAGGGAGGAGGUGAAAUUACUGCCUGUGCUACUUCCAGUCCCAAAUUCAUUAGAGUUGGGGCUGAGAUGGGUGGCUCUGGAUUGGGUUCCUGUUUUGGUCAAGACGUUAAUUUCUAGGCUUUGUCUUGCAAAUCAGGCAGCCCAUUUUUCCAUCCAGUAACUGACAAAGUUAUGAGGAGCUAGUAAAGGUAGGACAAACUUUACUAGCUGUUACUUGGUUUUGUAAGAUGCAAUGUUUUUUUAAAAUACGCUUGUCUUUCUGUCUUAGAGAAAGAUGGUUAUAUUUGAAGUGUUUUUAUUUUAUCAUAUAUACCACAGCACUGCAUGUUAGUUAAUGAUGCUUUUAAAAAUGUCCUUUAUCUUAGCUGGAGAAAAUGAUGAAACUUUAGACUUCAGCGCUUCUCUCCUACUAUUCUGCUUUUCUAUUUUUUCUUGCUGCUAAUUGGAUUAAAAGCUCUUUUGGCUUCUAUGGCAUCCGGUGAGGAGAUUACUGUCUGUGACGAUGAAGUAAGGUCUCGGUACAGCCACUUAGAGAAGAUGACAGAUUUGGUGGCUGUUUGGGAAGUAGCUUUAAGUGAUGGUGUUCAUAAGAUUGAAUUUGAACACGGGACCACUUCAGGAAAGCGUGUUGUCUAUGUUGAUGGAAAGGAAGAAAUAAGAAGAGAAUGGAUGUUUAAAUUAGUGGGUAAAGAAACAUUCACUGUUGGAGCUACUAAAACUAAAGCUGCUAUUAACAUUGAUGCAGUCAGUGGCUUUGCAUAUGAAUAUACUUUGGAGAUCAAUGGAAAGAGUCUCAAGCAGUAUAUAGAGAACAGGUUAAAAACAACCAAUACUUGGAUAUUGAACUUGGGAGGUACAGACUAUAGAAUUGUUCUAGAAAAGGACACUAUGGAUGUGUGGUGCAACGGUCAAAAAAUGGAAACAGCGGGUGAAUUUGUGGAAGAUGGGACUGAAACUCACUUCACUGUUGCUGACCACAGCUGUUGCAUUAAGGCUGUCAGUAGUGGGAAACGAAAGGAAGGAAUUAUUCAUACCCUUAUUGUGGACAACAGAGAAAUCCCAGAGGCUGUGGAGUAGCCUCUGGUUAACUAUUAUGGUAGCACUAAGAUCAGGAAUUUUCAAUUACUGUGGUAAUUAUUUUAAUAUGUACUACUUGGUACAUCUAGUUUGUGCUGGGUUUAUUUUCUAGUUUCUGUACACGAAAUUAUUCUUUUUGAGGACCAGAUGAAAAUAAUUAUGUACAACCUCUUACACUACCAGCUUUUAAAAUAAGCUAUAUAUAUCUAGAAUAUAUAGCAUAUUCACUAUGUGUGGAGAGCACUGGUGAAACAGAAAUUAUAUGUCAGGAAAAAUCAUGCUAUAAUAAAAUGAAAGAAAAAUAUUCAGUAACACUGAAUCCUUAACUGCAGGUGUAUGUGGAAGGAAGAGAAAGCCUGUACUGGGCACAGGAGUAAGAUCUUAAAAGCUUUCUCUACAAUUAUUUUUUUUUUAUUAAACUGACUACAGACCUAUUCACAUACAGUUAAGGGAAAUUACAAUUAAUAAAAAGGUUAAUAAUGAAAUACAUAGUUACCAAUACUUGUGUUACAGUAUUAAAUUAAUACUGAGUUAUGAAAACUGUUCUCUAUUCCCACUAGGAGCAAGAUGUUACAUUGUGCCAAAAAUAACAUUCCUUUCUGUGUUCCGAAAACUGAUGCUGUAGCUCAGAAACUCAUUACUGAGUUUUUUCAAAAAAGAAAAUAGAAGAAAAAAUAAUUCCUGCCAUGAAACCCCUUUAAAAAUAUCUCUUGGAGCAUGCUGACAUAAGAACUUACCUUUGUUCAGUGGUAACAAAUCUUAAACCUACAACUAUGUGUUUUUGUGGCAGUAAUGUGUGAAUCAAGAAAUAAGAGGAACAAGGGGACAGAAAUGGAAAAACAGUUGAUUACUUUAAUGGAAUAGUUAAAAUAGGAAUAGACUAAUUUUGUUUUCAGAAUUGCAGCAUAAUUUCUAAGAGCAACCUUGGGACUGCUUGAGAGCAAAACUCUUGUGUUAGAGACUCACACUACAAAACUAUCUUUGAAACAGCAAGCAUAGCUAAUCUUAAAAAUAAUUUUUAAAAAAACCCAAAAUAUGAAUAUAUUAAUCUAAAGUUUAUUUUGUAAUGGUUAAAAAAUAUUUCCACUUGUAACCUCAGAAUUCAGAAUUAAACUUUUAUAACUUAAUUUCUUUUGGACUUGUGAAUGGCUCCUAGCACUACAACUGCUAGCUCAGGAGUUACAGGUGCAGUACAAGCAUCCUGGGAAUCCAUUAACAAAUUAUUUUGAAAAGUUUUAUUAAAUGCUAAUUUCAUCUGUGUUUUAGAGAUCAGAGUGCUCCCCAUCAGCAGGCUUUACUAGAGGAAGUUUCCAGGUACCCAAGUGCUGGACUGAAUCCCCUUUUACACUGGAAUUACUGUAACAGCUCUUGGGCUUUUCCAUGUAUUUGCUUCAGGUCACUGCAGAAGCACUGUGGGGAUUCCUGGCUACAAGGCUGACAAUGUAAUCUUUACAAGAUGUUGGUAAAGGUAGAUUAAUUGAAAAAUAACUUCAAGCUGUAGCUUGAACCAGUUCUCUACUAUUUUGUAACCUUUCAAAGAGAUUGAAUGCUGCUGAGAAAUCUGAAGCUCAUGUACAGUACAAAUCAUGUUCUCAAGACUACAGAAAAAUACAAGUCAACAGAUAGUGACAUUCAUACUUUUUAUUUUGAAUAUGUGCAUCUACAGUGCUUGAAGUAACUAAUAAAAAUGUACAGCAACCAUUGUAAGAAA